This is a messenger RNA of Cicer arietinum (chickpea), 1280 nucleotides long. RefSeq lists its product as uncharacterized. Gene Ontology annotation, molecular function: cysteine-type peptidase activity. Gene Ontology annotation, biological process: proteolysis. NCBI's taxonomy places the organism in Eukaryota, Viridiplantae, Streptophyta, Magnoliopsida, Fabales, Fabaceae. The record is from RefSeq and is a predicted model, not a curated record.
UGUCCUUAUUAAAACUAAAAAGUUACACCAAUACCUAACCCUAAUUCAGUUUUCUCUUUCUUCCUCUCUCUUCCAGCUCCUCCCUCCCUCCUACAAAUCAGAUUCACGACAAACGCGCGGCUGCUGCGGCCUCCAGAUCGCUCCUCUACUCCUUGCGGCCGCCUCUGUGGCCGUUCGUCGCUCUCUGUUCGCCGCAACCUCAUCUGUCUCAAGAUCGCGUUGCUGUUUUGUUCAAAAGGGCAUACAAUGGAACUUUCAUGUCACUUCUGACAUGCAACUAGAUCUCGUUGAAGCACAAAUCAUUGCUUAUGUGUAUCAUCCUAAUAAAGAUAAAGAAGAACCGUUGGUGAGUUCCAACGGAAUUAUAGGAUAUAGGUCAGAUUUUGACACACUUGCUCCAGGAAUGAUUAUCAACGAUAAGAUCAUGACAUUGAUUUGUAGAAGAUCCACAUGGAUUCAAAACAACUAUAAUAGAGGAGCUGUGUGGUAUUUACCACCAUCAUUUGCGGAGGAUGUUUUUUCAGGAAUGUCAACUUUCAAAUUAAUUGAUCGUUACUUUCGCAAUUGGAUGGAACCAAAUUCAAAUUUAAAAUAUAUAUACGUUCCUAUCAAAACAAAAACUGGUCAUUGGUUUCUAAUGGUGAUAUCUUUGGAACUUCAAAUGAAAUAUUAUCUAGAUUCUUUUUGCCCAAUGGAGGAUAUUGAAUGUAGAAGUACAACUAUGAGUAUUUUGAGCAAAUCUUUGAAUCGAAUGGUUCGCUUUCCUUAUUACGGAACCACUUUUGAUGGGCGCUCUAUUGAUUUUAGUUGUUGGCCAUUGGAGCAAGCUAAAGGCAUACCAAAUGUCGGCCAUAGUGACAAUGCCGCUGCCUGGUUGAUCAAGUGGAUUGAUAUGGGCGAGUGUUUCACACCCAAUAUUCAAGGAGAGUUGCUUGAGAACAACAUCCGCAUUAGAGUAGCUACUAGAUUGCUACUUGAAAUGUACAAUGAACUGAAGACCACUAUUGAAGUUGAAGCAAAAGAAAAUUGGCGACUCAUUAAUUCUUGAAUGGAUGGCUUGUUGAAAAUUUUUGUGUCUAUUUUGUAACCAAAAUAAUUUAGAAACUACUACAUUAUUUUUUGGCUAAGCCCUUUAUCUAUAUUGGCUUAUUUUCUUCUUCGUAUUUGACUUUGGCUAUGUAACCAAGUCUUUUCAACCUUAUUAUAAUAUAUUUAAGGUAACUUAUUGGAUAUAACUUGUUUUCAUGUCUUUGGCAUAUAGAGUCAUUUUAUUAUUUAUA